Thermothelomyces thermophilus ATCC 42464 is the source of this 2987-nucleotide messenger RNA. RefSeq lists its product as uncharacterized. The record is from RefSeq and is a predicted model, not a curated record. The transcript has a single exon. Lineage: Eukaryota; Fungi; Ascomycota; Sordariomycetes; Sordariales; Chaetomiaceae. The coding region runs from base 216 to 2444 and encodes 742 amino acids.
GCUAGCUGCAUACACUAUGCCUCGGCACCUACGUUGCUUCCCGCCCAAAAACCGACAACCACCAACACCCAGCAGGCGCGCACCACUUACUCCGUAGUUACCUGUAUUUCAGGGCAGGCCAACUGCCGUAACCCGGAAGCACAACCGGACCCGAAUCUUAAUUCCAAUGGCCAAUGCCAAUGCCGAUGUCGACGCCAUAACCCACAACAGCCGCCAUGUCCAUCGACCGACUCCUCACCACGGUGCUGCAGCUGUACCAGGACGUGCACGACGAUGAGCGCACCGAACAGAUCUAUGGGUCGACCGCCCUGCUGCUCACCAAUCUCUCGAAUCCAUUGAAUCUCUCGCUGCUCACCUCGCAACUCCUCAUUGCCCCGGCAAUAUGGGGCCGCCGCGAUGGCAUGCGCACCUGCUAUCGCAUCAUCAGCAUCUUCAACACCGCCGCCAUCCACGUGCGCCGCAACGAGCUCGAGAGGGAACAAAGCAGAUACAAGAAUAACAAAAGCAAAAACAACAACGACAAUAACAUCCAACCGGCCCGGACCGGUGGAGGAGGGCUGGGAAGCGAUGCCUGGGCCGCCGCAGUCCUCAAGGGCGCCGACGACCAGUCGGGCCGGUGGCAGCACCUGCUCGUCUUCAGCGGCGUCCUGAUGGGCAUGGAGGGCGGCCAGCGGCGCUCCCUCAGCCGCUCCAUGCGCGGCACCGUCGAGCGAGCCGUCGUCACGGCCACCAACCUCGCCAUUCGCAACCGAGCGCCCGAACCUCCCGCCCCGUCGGGCCCCGUCGCCCUGGCUCUCAACUACGCCUUCCCGCUGCUGUCCGAGUCCUCGCGCGCCGGCCUGGACUGCGACGCCCUCGUGCCCAUCGCGCUGCGGGCCAUGCUCGGCGGAGACGGCCUGCAGGAUGGCGUCUUGCUCACGUCCAUGGACCAGGACGUCCGCCAGGCCGAGGACAAGUUCAUGUGGCUCGAGUCCUCGCCCUCGUUCCUACAUCUCAGGCAGCUCGAGCAGAGGCCGCUCGUCGCCGGCCUGGGCCCCCUUUCCACCCUGCUGUCCUACGCCGUGCGGCACGCGCGCGACUCCGCCGUCGUGCUGCAGCUGCAGGACGACCUGGUCGCCUUCACCUCGGGUUUGCUGCAGUACUGGCAGACCAACAAGCUCUGCGAGCUCGACGCCUCCGAGGAGACCAUCUUCCUCACCCAGGAGACGCUGCAGACCACGUGGCCUGCCCUCUGGCAGUUCCUCAAGAGGAUCAUGUACGCCUCCGUGGCCAUCCUCCAUUCCAUCGUCGCCCGCAGCCUCCUGGAUCGCCGCCUCAAGCACCACACCGUCGAGCCCACCGUCGCCACGAAGACCCUCCACGCCCUCCGCAACCUCUACUUCAUCUCGUCGCGCAACGGCAGCGACGCCUUCCAGGUCUACACCUUCACCUACCUCACCUCCCUCGACAUCCUGUCCCGCUACGGCCCCGCCUGUGCCGCCUUCCUCCGCUCCGUCCUGCCUCCGUCAUCCGCAUCCGGCAUCCCCCCACACCCCUUACACCGCACCCUCGACCUCUUCUACCUCAACACGGCCGAGCACCUCCCCCUGAACCUCCCGCCACAGGACUGCGAAGCCCUCAUAAUCGCCCCCGCGACACCCUACCUCACCACCCCGCCAUCUCUCUUUUCUUCUUCUUCUUCUUCUUCCUCCUCCGCCCCGUCCGCGCUAGUGCCCCUCUUCGAAGCAGCCCACAGCGCCGUCCUGGCCGUCCUCUCGUGCCCGCACAACGCGCCCCUGACCACCCGCGUCGUGCCCUUCUACGCCGACGCCCUCUUCUCCUCCUUCCCCGCCCGCAUCUCGCCGCGCCAGUUCCGCCUCGCCUUCCGCACCAUCCUGCAGAUCCUCAGCCCCCCCUUCGCCGUCUCGUGGGAGCAGGUCGAACUGGGCGAGUGCCUGCUGGAGAUGGUCCGCUACCGCGUCCGCGACGCCGGCAGGGACAUUUUGCCGCCCGCUCCUCCCCCCGCGUCCUCCUCCUCCUCCUCCUCCUCCUCUUCUUCUUCUUCUUCAGCUUCGGGCGAUGCCGGGCAGCAGCGAGGAGCGGAAAGAGAGGAGGCGUCGGAGCAGAGCACGCUCGUGCUGACGCUGAUCGACGCGCUGCCCUUCCUGCGCAUGGACAUCUUCGAGGAGUGGCUGGGCCUGGUGGCGGCGGCGGUGCACGAGGUCGUCGGCGAGAGGCUGAAGGAGGCGGUCAAGCGGCGCUUCUGGGAGGUGCUGGGCAGCGGCGAGAUGGACGUCGAGCACGCCGCCGUCGCCGCCGCCUGGUGGGGGACCAAAGGCGGCCGGGAGGCCGUCCUGUUCGGCAGAGGAAUCGCCCCGCACGGAGCCCGGCAAGGGCAGGGGCGAGAGGAGCCGUUCGUGAUGAGCGGGGCGAUCGUGAAGGAAGGGAGGGAGAGCAGGCUGUGAAUGGAUCGUGAGAGCGGCACGCACGACCCUGGACCGGGAUCCGGAUGGAGCGUGGAGGGAAGGUUAGAAAAGGGGGGGGGAGGGAGGGACCUCCAGUCUCUCCGCGCGCCGCGCUCCUUGCUGCGCUGUGCUGGGCACAGUGGUCCAGCUGGAUCUUCGGCAGCGCGCCCCCGUACACGUGUGUGUGUGCGCGUGUGUGCGGUCUGUCCAGGUGCUGGUAUCACUGAGGGAGACGGUCACACCUACAGGCUGCACCAGAGGAUCAGGUCACUUGUCGGGUGUCGGUUUACCUGUCCCGUGAGACCACCACGCGGGGCCGGAGUCAUGUCCCUUGCCUGUUGGUGCCUUUCUCUUCGGUAUCAUGACAUGACGGAGGAAGCUGUAACAGUAUCAAUAUGAUGUGAGAACGCUACAUGCACUACUACAUAAUGAUUAGACAACCGCUGUGAUGCCGCCUGUCUUAUCACACGCCGCGGUUCAGAAUAAGACGAAACUUCCUUCCUCGUGGCCCACCGAUGAAUGGUGAUACUCAAAAAAAAAAAA